Molecule: messenger RNA, 495 nt
Organism: Aethina tumida (small hive beetle)
Lineage: Eukaryota; Metazoa; Arthropoda; Insecta; Coleoptera; Nitidulidae
Exons: 3
Coding region: 1-486 (161 amino acids)
Source: RefSeq, a predicted model, not a curated record
AUGGUGCAGUUAAUUAAGGUCGUUGUUGUUUUUGCCGCCCAAUGUUCACUCGUUUUUGGGUUAUGGGAGCAUCAGCACGAGCAGCGCAUCCGAUUGCGUUUGGAAGACGAUGAAAGGUUAAUUCUCCCUAAGGACUUUCCCUUAUCGUCGUUGAAGGUGGUGCCCGACAAUAAAUUUUAUACGGACCUAUUAAAACCAGAGAAAAAAACGAAGUAUGUGAAGGAUCCGUUCGGUGGUAAAUUAAAGUCCGGCGUCGAUAAAAAAUGCUGUGGGAAUGAAUGGAAAGGGGAGGUGGGGAUACCGUUGGAAAAGUUGUUUCAGCCGGUCCUUUUGGCCGCGCCGCCGCCGCCCCUUCUCUAUCCGCACGACACUGGCCUCUCCGGCGACGACGACCACUACGGAGACGACAACCACGUCAAACCGGUUACCGAGCACAUCGAAGACGAUCUCAAGUACGACUUUAGGACCAAGACGCACUCCUUCUGACGCACCACU